AUGUCUGACAAGAAGAUACAGCACGCUCUCAAAAAGGUAUACGGGGUGAGCACAAGUGCGAAACAGCUGAAUCGUUUGAGGACCAAGAAAUGGGGCAGCAUGAGUGCUGAUCAAGCACAAAAGUCUGAAGAUCAGCGACCGUAUUCUCGAAGCAUUCAGGAGACUACCAUAUUGCCUUCCCCAGUCCAAGCUGGUUUCUACCAAGACGAUAUCAGGACGCGAGAAGACAAGGUACAACAUUGGGUGAAUUCAUAUAUCGACUGCUACUUCACUGCCAACCAGGCUGCAGUAAGGGAGUUUGAUCUGCUGUAUUCUACUCCCGGCGAGGACUACCAGAUCAGCUGGCAAGAGCUGAACCAGAUCACAAUCGGACUCCCUGACCUCAUGAACCCAAAGGCUCAAGCGAAGUUCUCACAGACCUGGCGUCAGAUUCUUGACGGGGUGCGAGCCGCAAUCCGAGCGACCAGGGAAGCCAACGCUCUCAUAUUCUUUUGGAGAAUCUGCCGACAGCUGUUGGACAUGCAACAAACAGAGGACGCACAACAUUGGUUUCGCAACGAAUAUCCGAUCGAGGCCCUAUUUGCAGCCAUCCUGGCAGAAACAGAGAAUGAUCAAAACGGCCUCCCUCUUCUGUUGAAUCGCUUGAUUGAGGUUGUGUACACGGCUCCUCGUGACGAAGUGACUGGCCUCCUUGAACGAGGUUACUUUCACGCCAUUCGGCGACUAAGAAUUGCCUGGCCUACGGAAACCUUCACGAUCCCGCAGAUGGAAACAAACUACCUUAUCCGCUGGAACGAGACGACUUCCCAUGUCCGGCCGCUCAGCAGUGAAUACGAAAAGCUCAUUUUAUGCGCCCUCGAGAAGUUUGGAGAGGACGACGAGCGCGUGUUCAUCUUCCGGCACCAGUUUCUUUUUUUCCUGUCACGAUGUGUGCAAGAUCCGACGGUCAUUCACUGCACUGCAAAGCGCCUUUACAGAAAAGCCAAAGAUGUGCUGGUGAAGAGGCCAGGCUUUAUCUGGAAUGGGGUCCCGAGAGCCUUGGGAUUUGCAGCGAGGAUCCUGAUGACUGUCCACGGCCAAACCCUGCUCGACGAUGUCGGAGAAGAUGAUCGUCGGAAUGCGAUUGCUGCAGGAUUUGCAUACCCAACUGACGCCUACAAUUUAUAA
Fonsecaea erecta is the source of this 1167-nucleotide messenger RNA. RefSeq lists its product as hypothetical. NCBI's taxonomy places the organism in Eukaryota, Fungi, Ascomycota, Eurotiomycetes, Chaetothyriales, Herpotrichiellaceae. The coding region runs from base 1 to 1167 and encodes 388 amino acids. The record is from RefSeq and is a predicted model, not a curated record. The transcript has 3 exons.